AUGGGCAGCCCUCGCUCCGCGCUGAGCUGCCUGCUGUUGCACUUGCUGGUUCUCAGCCUCCAAGCCCAGGAAGGCCCGGGCGGGGGGCCUGCGCUGGGCAGGGAGCCCGCUUCCCUGCUCCGAGCUGGCCGGGAGCCCCAGGGUGUCUCCCAACAGGUAACUGUUCAGUCCUCACCUAAUUUUACACAGCAUGUGAGGGAGCAGAGCCUGGUGACGGAUCAGCUAAGCCGCCGCCUCAUCCGGACCUACCAGCUCUACAGCCGCACCAGCGGGAAGCACGUGCAGGUCCUGGCCAACAAGCGCAUCAACGCCAUGGCAGAAGACGGAGACCCCUUUGCAAAGCUCAUUGUGGAGACUGAUACCUUUGGGAGCCGAGUUCGAGUUCGGGGAGCAGAGACUGGGCUCUACAUCUGCAUGAACAAGAAAGGAAAGCUGAUUGCCAAGAGCAAUGGCAAAGGCAAGGACUGCGUGUUCACGGAGAUCGUGCUGGAGAACAACUACACGGCGCUGCAGAACGCCAAGUACGAGGGCUGGUACAUGGCCUUCACCCGCAAGGGGCGGCCCCGCAAGGGCUCCAAGACGCGCCAGCACCAGCGCGAGGUCCACUUCAUGAAGCGGCUGCCGCGGGGCCACCACACCACCGAGCAGAGCCUGCGCUUCGAGUUCCUCAACUACCCGCCCUUCACGCGCAGUCUGCGGGGCAGCCAGAGGACUUGGGCCCCGGAGCCCCGAUAGGCCUGCCAGGCUCCUCCCCAUCGCCCCGCGGCCCAGCCUUCUCCGGGGGAGCCCG
Perognathus longimembris pacificus (Pacific pocket mouse) is the source of this 790-nucleotide messenger RNA. It is a transcript of the gene Fgf8, whose product is annotated as fibroblast growth factor 8. The record is from RefSeq and is a predicted model, not a curated record. Gene Ontology annotation, molecular function: growth factor activity; type 2 fibroblast growth factor receptor binding; type 1 fibroblast growth factor receptor binding. Gene Ontology annotation, cellular component: cytoplasm. Lineage: Eukaryota; Metazoa; Chordata; Mammalia; Rodentia; Heteromyidae. Gene Ontology annotation, biological process: neuron differentiation; embryonic heart tube development; positive regulation of protein phosphorylation. The transcript has 6 exons. Bases 1 to 735 code for a protein of 244 amino acids.